AUGUGGAGGAAGAGCCACCUGCAAGAUGGACGCGAGCCACAAGCUGCACUGCUGCACUGUGAACCCGGGCACUCCGCGCCGAUGCCACCGACCCGCGGGUCCCUGAAGGGGGACCCCCCACUAAUCGGACUGCCAAAUUUCACCGACGCUGCUUCUCUUUGCUACAGCUUCACUGUUAAAAAACCAGCAUCUGGACCAUGGAAUCGGGAAGUCAUAGGCCAACUGAACAAAAAGUGUUUUAUUUACUGUAACAGUACCAACAACUGUUAUCCCAAUGGUGUUCUAGGAAAUAGACUGAGUGCCACAAAGAUCUGGGGAACACAGGUUGAGACUCUGCGAGAUUUAUCUGACCUGUUCAAACAGCAAAUGAUUGACCUGAAACAGGAGAAUAAUACUAUCAGAGAGCCCCUCUCUCUGCAGGCCAGGCUGUGUUGUUGGCAUGAAGUAGAUGGACGUUUCAAUGGAUCCUGGGACUUUGGCCUCAAUGGAUACAAAAUGGCCCAUGUUGACUCAAGCACUGGAGAGUGGACUGAAGUUGAUCCUGGAUCCAGGUGGAUGAAGGAGAUGUGGGAGAAAAAAAAGCAUGUAACAGACUUCUUAUCCAGGACCUCACAGGGGGACUGCAAGAAAUUGCUUGAGGAGUUCGAGUCACAUUGGGAAGAAAAGCUAGAGCCUGCAGGUAACUGAGAAGAUGGGGUGGAAACUCAGGCAGGUGAAGGGUGCCGUGGGGUGUGUAAUAAUCUAAUCACCAUGAGUUCU
Messenger RNA from Microtus oregoni (creeping vole), 759 nucleotides. RefSeq names its product UL16-binding protein 1-like. Lineage: Eukaryota; Metazoa; Chordata; Mammalia; Rodentia; Cricetidae. The transcript is spliced from 3 exons. Gene Ontology annotation, cellular component: external side of plasma membrane. The record is from RefSeq and is a predicted model, not a curated record. Gene Ontology annotation, biological process: immune response; positive regulation of T cell mediated cytotoxicity; antigen processing and presentation of endogenous peptide antigen via MHC class I via ER pathway, TAP-independent. The coding region runs from base 1 to 687 and encodes 228 amino acids.